GCAGCCGCCGCCUCCCAUAGAAACCAACAGAGAGGCAGUCAAGGGCUGUGAUUGGACAGUAGCCAGUGUGUGCCCGCCCUCUUUAUUAUUUAUUGUUGUUACUGCAUUUAUAUCCCGCCUUUUCUCAAGGUGGCGUUCAUGGUGCCUCUCCUCCUCCUCCUCCUCAUUUUGAUUCUCUCAACAACCCUGUGAGGUCUUGCUGCUGGAUUUGGCCCAGGAAGACGAGGCGGCCUGGCUCUGACUCUCCACAGGCGGCCCUGACCUGAGUGGUGCUUGGUCUGGAAAAACGCAAACCAGCCUCCGCAUGGGAAAUCCUGAACUGCAGGAUCUCAUCAUGGCAGACUCCCCCCCCUGCAGGCAGCUGUGCUUAAUGGGGUGGUGGUGCAGUCCUACAUGUCUGUUUGGAAGUGAGUAGUCCCAUAGCGUUCAGCGGCUGUUACGCUGAGGUAAGCAUGAGCAGGACUGCAGCCUUAGAAUACUUGUAUUGCUCACAAAGCAGCUUGCAAAAAAUCUCAGCACAAAACUGGGCCUGGCCUAGGAGCAGAGAGUGCCAGCAACUGAGAUCCUGGUAGAAGCAGGGUGUCCUUUGGAGACAGUCUUACCGGUGGGCAGCUGGUGGCUUGCAGGGAGAGGUCCACGCAGCCCCCGGCACCACCUUUGGGGCCUUAUGGACAAGCUAAUCUGUGUUCCAUCUUCCAGAAGGAAGGAGCGGCCAGCCAAGGGCUAUAGUAAAGCUUAUAGCAAGACAGCGUGGGCAGAACGUGAUGUGGUCUCAACAUUUGAAAGCACUCUGCAAAAGCUCUUGCUGGUUGCAGUGCAGGAGAUCUCUUCAUCAGAAGGGGCAAGGAAGGACUGCUCUCGCCUCUCCCUGCCCUCAUAACUGGGCUUUCCCACUUCAGGGCGCUGGGCCUCCAGGACUGGGCCGAGAAAGGCAGCAGGUGGCUGAAAUGGCCCGGAAGAUGAGCAUUGAACAGCUGGAGGACCAGCUGCUGUGCCCGAUUUGCCUGGAGGUCUUCAAAGAGCCCCUGAUGCUGCAGUGUGGGCAUUCCUAUUGCAAGUCCUGCGUGGUGUCACUCUCGGGCGACCUGGAGGCGCAGCUCCUCUGCCCCGUCUGCCGCAAGGCCGUGGAUUGCAGCAGCUCUCCGCCCAACGUCAACUUGGCCCGCAUCAUCGAGGCGCUGCACACGGCGGGCGACUCGGACCCCAAUGAAGAGUCCUGCCCUCACCACCGCAACCCCCUCAGCCUCUUCUGCGAGCAAGACCAGGAGGUCAUCUGCGGGCUCUGCGGCACCAUUGGCUUGCACCAGCACCACAAGGUCAUUCCCGUCUCGGCCGUCUACAGCCGGAUGAAGGAGAAGCUCUCUGUCUUGGUGACUGAGGUGCAGAAGCAGAAGGCCAGCCUGGACGAGCAGGUCAGCAAGCUGAUGAACAACAAGACACGCAUCGGGAACGAGUCGGAUGUCUUCAAAUGGGUGGUCCGGAAGCAGUUCCAGGAACUGCACAGGUAUGUCGAUGAAGAGAAGGCCAGGUUCCUGGGGCAGAUCGAGAGGGAGGCAGCGCACCUCAUUGCCUCCAUCGAGGUUCAGGUGAAUCAGACGGCAGACACCUUGCAGAAGCUGAAGGAGUUGGAGAGUUCUCUGGAGAAACUCAACAACGAAGGCCAGCUGGAUUUCAUAAGGAAAUACAGAUCUCUUCCUUCCAGGUCUGAGCUACCUCACCAGCACCCACCCGACGGCGCCUUCAGCUCCCUCUCCUUUAAGCCCAACUUCCACCAAGAUGACAUCAGGAUGAUGGUCUGGAAGCGGCUCCUACGUAAAGUCCUCCCAGCCCCAGAGAUGCUGAAGUUGGACCCGGUGAGCGCACACCCCAUGCUGGAGCUGUCCAAGGGGAACAUGGUGGUCCAGUGUGGGCUUUCCUUCCAGCGGCGAGGCAGCAAUCCCGACCGCUUUGACUACAGCAACUGCAUCCUGGCCCACAAGGGCUUCUCCUGGGGGAGGCACUACUGGGAGGUUAUCGUAGGGCCCAAGAGCCACUGGCGCUUGGGGGUCAUCAAGGCCAACGUCAGCCGCAAGGGCAAGCUGAACAAGAGCCCCGAGCAUGGCGUGUGGCUGAUCGGCUUGAAGGAAGGAAAGGUCUACGAGGCUUUCAACAGCCCCCGGGUGGUGCUGCCCCUCUCGGCCCGCCCACAGCGCAUCGGGGUCUACCUGCACUACGAGAAGGGCGAGCUGACCUUCUACAACGCCGACAGCCCCGACGAGCUGGUGCCCAUUUACACCUUUCAAGCUGAGUUCCAGGCCAAGCUGUAUCCCAUCCUGGACAUGUGCUGGCACGAACGGGGCACCAACAAUCUGCCCAUCAUCCUGCCCACUCCCGCCAUGCUGCAAGCCCAAGAUGACUGCCCCAAUGCCCAGGAGCCCACCAAGUUAUAGGGGGAAGUUUCUGCCUGCCAAGCCAUGGAGGGAGUGGCACGCUGCUGCUGCUGUUCACAGGAGCGACUGAAGGAAGGCCGCAGACCUGCUCUUUGCCCUGAGCACAGCAAGUUCAGCUGAAGAAACCCUGAUCGAGACUGGAGUUGUGUGUCAGGAAGGCCCAGCUCCCACGUAACCAAGCUGGGAUGCAGAACCCUGUUGUCUUGAACUUGGCAACAAGAGGCAUAACAUGCUGGUUAAUUCAGGAGCCAAAUUAAGCAAGCCAACAAGGAAUAAGAGAGAGAGAGAGAGACCAAAACUUUUUGGGUCCUAGAGAAUCCCAACGACCCCACCCCACCCCCACUU
Molecule: messenger RNA, 2774 nt
Organism: Rhineura floridana
Lineage: Eukaryota; Metazoa; Chordata; Lepidosauria; Squamata; Rhineuridae
Gene: TRIM50
Product: tripartite motif containing 50
Exons: 9
Coding region: 765-2429 (554 amino acids)
Molecular function (GO): protein binding; zinc ion binding
Source: RefSeq, a predicted model, not a curated record